Molecule: messenger RNA, 876 nt
Organism: Cynocephalus volans (Philippine flying lemur)
Lineage: Eukaryota; Metazoa; Chordata; Mammalia; Dermoptera; Cynocephalidae
Gene: SFT2D1
Product: SFT2 domain containing 1
Exons: 8
Coding region: 87-566 (159 amino acids)
Biological process (GO): vesicle-mediated transport
Cellular component (GO): membrane
Source: RefSeq, a predicted model, not a curated record
UCCGUGGGGGUUCGGCUUCCGGGUUUCCAGGUGGGCUCGGGGGGCCGGAGAGUGAGUGGCCGGCGCUGCGGCCCGGGAGCAGGGCCAUGGAGAAGCUGCGGCGGGUCCUGAACGGCCAGGAUGACGAGGAGCAGGGCCUGACCUCGCAGGUCCUGGAUGCCUCGUCCCUUAGUUUCAACACCAGAUUGAAGUGGUUUGCCAUAUGCUUUGUGUGUGGCAUUUUCUGUUCUAUCCUUGGAACUGGAUUGCUGUGGCUUCCUGGUGGUAUAAAGCUUUUUGCAGUGUUUUAUACCCUUGGAAAUCUUGCGGCAUUAGCCAGUACAUGCUUUCUAAUGGGACCCAUGAAGCAACUGAAAAAGAUGUUUGAAACAACAAGAUUGUUUGCAACAAUUAUUAUGCUUCUGUGUUUUGUGUUUACCCUGUGUGCUGCUCUUUGGUGGCAUAAGAAGGGACUGGCCGUAUUAUUCUGCAUAUUGCAGUUUUUGUCAAUGACCUGGUAUAGUCUGUCGUACAUCCCGUAUGCAAGGGAUGCAGUCAUUAAAUGCUGUUCUUCUGUCCUAAGCUGAAAAUCAGAAACUCGUGGAAAAGAACAUUUGAAUGCUGAUACUCUUAUUUUGGGUGAAGGCUACUUUUCCUGAUAUAAUAAUCACCCCAAAACAACUGCAGUGACAGUUUGAGACCAUUUUGUAUACUGGUGAAAACUACAUGUUUGAUUAAAUUGUUAAAUGCUUAUAAAUGUAGUUCACUAUGUGUCUUUAAUAUGCUCUUCCAAAGAUAAGCAGAUUUUAAUUGUUAACAGUUGUAAAUUAUUUUUAGGCAGUUAAUCUUUUCACAACAGUUUUUGAAAUGUAAAUAUUUAAGGGAUAAACCUGUACU